GUUAAACGAUACGACAGUUCAAUAUGAAGAGGCGGAAGAUCCAGAUGCGGUCACAUUGCUGUCCAUCCUGCUCGUCGGUAUAUUUCUCUCCCUCCUGAUAUUCGUGAGUACAGCUGGCAACAUCCUGGUUUGCAUAGCGAUAUACACAGACAGGGGGUUGAGACGGAUCGGUAACCUGUUCCUGGCGUCGCUGGCGAUUGCUGACAUGCUAGUUGCCGCUGCUGUUAUGACAUUUGCCGGUGUCAACGACUUACUGGGAUACUGGGUGUUCGGCGAGCAAUUCUGCGACACGUGGGUUGCGUGUGACGUGAUGUGCUCUACCGCCUCAAUACUGAAUCUGUGCGCCAUCUCACUGGACCGCUACAUCCAUAUCAAAGAUCCUUUAAGAUACGGUCGCUGGGUGACACGUCGAGUAGCCAUUGUCACGAUCGCUCUUAUAUGGCUGCUGGCAGUGUUGGUGAGCUUCCUGCCAAUCUCCCUGGGCCUCCACCGCCCUCCAGAUGAAGAAACGACAACGCAACGUCCACCCCGAUAUCCGACGUGCGCUCUAGUCCUGACCCCGACCUACGCCAUCGUAUCCAGCUGUAUAUCGUUCAUACUUCCCUGCAUUGUCAUGAUCAGCAUAUAUUGCAGAUUGUACUGCUACGCUCAGAAGCACGUCAAGUCCAUCCGGGCGGUGACCAGGACGGUACAGCUCCCUGACAAUCGGACCAAGUCCGUCCGUACCAGGGUCCACACCCACGUCCACUCCUCCCCGUACCACGUGUCGGACCACAAGGCUGCCAUCACCGUGGGGAUCAUCAUGGGGGUGUUUCUGCUUUGCUGGGUGCCAUUUUUCUGUGUGAACAUUGUUGCUGCUUUCUGCAAGACUUGUAUACCAGAUCUCGCGUUCAAAAUCCUCACGUGGCUAGGCUAUUCCAAUUCCGCUUUCAAUCCGAUCAUUUACUCCAUAUUCAACACGGAGUUCCGGGAGGCGUUCAAAAAAAUACUCACGUCCAAAUACCCCCCCUGCUGCGGCUACCAAACGGUUCGAGCGAACACACCUACCAGAAACGAUAAUUUUGUCACUGACUACGGAACGAAAACUUUAGUCGUCAGGAGAAGUGGAUCACUAGGACUGUCUGGAGUUGAUCCUACUCCGAGAUCGUCAGCCGAGUCAGUCAAGCCUUUGAGGGAUUACCACAUCUGAC
Messenger RNA from Pararge aegeria (speckled wood butterfly), 1190 nucleotides. RefSeq names its product dopamine receptor 1 (gene Dopr1). The transcript has 6 exons. Gene Ontology annotation, biological process: adenylate cyclase-activating adrenergic receptor signaling pathway. Gene Ontology annotation, cellular component: membrane. Gene Ontology annotation, molecular function: G protein-coupled receptor activity. The coding region runs from base 206 to 1189 and encodes 327 amino acids. The record is from RefSeq and is a predicted model, not a curated record. NCBI's taxonomy places the organism in Eukaryota, Metazoa, Arthropoda, Insecta, Lepidoptera, Nymphalidae.